Messenger RNA from Frankliniella occidentalis (western flower thrips), 1334 nucleotides. RefSeq lists its product as uncharacterized. Gene Ontology annotation, biological process: proteasome-mediated ubiquitin-dependent protein catabolic process; multicellular organism development. Gene Ontology annotation, molecular function: ubiquitin conjugating enzyme binding; zinc ion binding; ubiquitin protein ligase activity. Lineage: Eukaryota; Metazoa; Arthropoda; Insecta; Thysanoptera; Thripidae. Gene Ontology annotation, cellular component: cytoplasm. The record is from RefSeq and is a predicted model, not a curated record. Bases 456 to 1325 code for a protein of 289 amino acids. The transcript is spliced from 4 exons.
GCAUGGCGGAGCAGGAGCGGGCGGAGCUUGGCGGCGUGCAGGAGGCCAAGCGCGGCCUCCUCCAUCGCUUCAGCUUCCGACGGCGGUAAGGGAGGAGGGUCUCGACACCACGCCGGCCUCAGACCGCACGCCACCAACCUCACGCUCUUCUUCCUGGCCUCCACCAUAGGCGAGCUCGGGCAGACACCGGGGCGCCAGUGGGCUUCUCUCCCCCGACACCGCCAUCGCCGUCGUCCUCGGCGACACUCGGCGCCUCCAGGUGCGCGUCGACGUCCACCUGCUCGCUGGACGCCGCCCAGUGCGAGGAGGACGACGGGGUGCGCCCGGUGGAGGCGGCCAGGCCCGCCGGGCCCCGGGCGGAGCGGGCGGAGCAGGCGGAGCACUUCGGCGGCGCCUCGGACGAGCUGCACCGGGUGCUGCUCAGCAGACUCGAGUGCCCUGUGUGCUACCUGCCCAUGGCGCCGCCCAUCCGCCAGUGCGAGUACGGCCACUCGGUGUGCGCGGGCUGCGAGGCGCGCCUCGCGAGGUGCCCGACGUGCCGCGGGGCCUUCCUGGCCGCCACCAACGCCACGCUCAACGCCAUCGCCCUGGCCGUGCGGCUCCCUUGCCGCUACCGGGGCUGCCGCGCGCUCCUGCGCCUCGCCGACAAGGCCCGGCACGAAGAGCGCUGCCGCCACCGCGAGUACCCCUGUCCCAACGUGCGCUGCACCCCGUGGACGGGGACGCUAGACGAUCUGCUGCAGCACACUCUGAAGGACCACGCCACCGACACCGCCCUGGUGACCCUCAACCAGAAGACUGACCUCAGCUACACGUACAGCCGCACAAAGCCUUUCGAGAUAAGUCACAUGGACGGUGGUGUAAAUCGAGUAGCCAAGUCAUUGCUUCUCGUAGAGACAGUCGUAAAAAGUACAGAGGAGCUCGAGAACAACAAGAACAGGGAUAAGAAGAAGAGCAGCAGCGUGGACAUGGCCGAGGAGAGCCUGCAGCCGCGCGCUCUCUUUCGCUUCCACUUGCGUUUCGACGCCAAGCUCGUGGUGCUGCAGUCUGCUCUUCAAUACAUCGGGCCGCCCGACAACUGUAAACUCUUCCGGUAUAAGGUCUCCGUCGGCAGCAGGGACGGUUCCUUCAAGCUGAGCUCCUGGUCUGAGGCCACCGGCGAGGAGGUGGACGAGGCCGUGAAUGACGGGAAAGUGCUGAGGGUGGACGGUGCGUCCUUCCAGCACCUCAUCGACAAGGACGGUCGCUUCAUCGUCAGGGUCAAGGUGGUGGUCGGCAGACUACCCUCCCUCGUUCAGCCUGUCGACAAUCCCCCUGCGCUCUAAAAGUCGACU